CACAGCUUUACCCCUAUGGAAUCAGUUGGUAGUUACAUUCUGACAGCUUUCAACUUGGACAUCAUAGAAAAUCUGAUGCAUUGAUAUUAGUCUCUUUUGGCAAGUCCCAUCAUUUCUUCUGAUAUCUCUGUGUAUCUUUAUACAUGACCUUUUGUCUAUAAACUCUGUAUUUAUGCAUGUGGAAUCCGGACAACCCAGCUUGAUAUGCUAUCAAACUAACAGAGUAGAACCGGCAAUGGAACCAGGGUCCCCCCAAGACAAGCCCGGGAGAUCAGGAGAUUCAGUGAGACGGGAAGAAUUUUACAAUGAUUUAGAAAGACAAGAAACCCAUUGCUGUGGGUAUAUUUUGGUCUUCUUUGCAGUCCUCCUGGUUUUAGUCACCUUUCCUCUUUCAAUCUUUUUUUGCCUAAAGCUUGUUCGUGAAUAUGAACGGGCUGUCAUUUUUCGACUGGGAAGAGUCAGAAAUGGAGCAAAAGGACCAGGGGUUUUCUGGGUUCUCCCUUGCGCCGAUAACAUCAAGAUAGUGGAUAUAAGAACAGUCUCAUUUGCUGUGCCUCCUCAAGAGGUUUUAACCAAGGACUCUGUUACCAUCAUGGUGGAUGCUGUUGUAUUCUAUCGCGUUUUUAAUCCAACGGUUGCCGUAGUUAAAGUGGAUAAUGCCAGCCAGGCCACCCAGAUGCUGGCACAGACUACACUCCGGAACAUGCUGGGAACCAAAAGCCUCACACAGAUCCUCGUAGAACGGGAAGAGAUGGCUGAACAAAUGAGUAAAAUCUUGUAUGAAGCCACUAGAGAUUGGGGGAUCCGAGUGGAGCGUGUGGAGAUUAAGGACGUGAAGUUACCACAAUCCCUGCAGAGAGCAAUGGCUGCAGAAGCGGAAGCGUCCCGUGAUGCCAGAGCCAAGGUCAUUGCAGCAGAGGGAGAGAUGAAUGCCUCUCGUUCGUUGAAAGAAGCCGCUCUCAUUAUGUCCGAGACACCGGCAGCUCUUCAGCUCCGCUAUUUGCAGACUCUCUCCCACAUCUCUGCAGAGAAGAACUCCACCAUUGUAUUCCCAGUACCUAUGGAUAUCAUAUCCAUGUUAGCUCCAAAGUAGCAAUGAAAAGAACAGUGCUGUCUUGCUAAUUAUAGCAUAAAAUAAUCAAUAAAUGGGUAUAAAUCAAUA
This is a messenger RNA of Xenopus tropicalis (tropical clawed frog), 1162 nucleotides long. It is a transcript of the gene stoml4, whose product is annotated as stomatin like 4. The coding region runs from base 173 to 1093 and encodes 306 amino acids. NCBI's taxonomy places the organism in Eukaryota, Metazoa, Chordata, Amphibia, Anura, Pipidae. The transcript is spliced from 7 exons. Gene Ontology annotation, cellular component: plasma membrane; membrane. The record is from RefSeq and is a predicted model, not a curated record.